AUGGACGUGCAUGGAUCCGACGCAAGCCCAUUCCAGACUCGUAGGACGAGGUCCUGGUCUCCGGCCUUGUCUAGAUCGAGCUCGGAGGUGGACGUGGACGAUGAGGAAGCCAAGGUCCUCUUCGAUGCCUGUCGCUUUCCGAGGGCGGGCGACUUGCUGGACUGGGUCGUCGGCGAAGAGCCGUGGCAGCGCGCAGAGACCUGCGAUGGGUCUGCAGUGCGGGUCGUUGGAGAGACAAGCGCUCUGAAGCGCCUCUUCGAGCUGCCUCUGAAGGAGGCCGGCGAGGCCCUGUCUCUGCACAGAAUUGGGAACUGCCUUGUCGUCCUUGAUGCUGCCAAGCCAAUCUCAGACGACGAGGAGUGGCAGCAAUCUGCAAGCUUCGACGACAUAUCGUCGCCAAGGUACUCUCCACGGCAGGUCGCCGCCUCUCGCUGCCAGGUUCGUGUCGAUGGGGAGAUGGUGCGAGUGUUCCCGACCAUCCAAACAGCAGAACCGGUCAACGUCGACAGCCCAUCAGCUCCUGCAACGCCGUGCUGUGAGUGGCAUGUCCGCGAGGGCCUCUCCUUGGUUGCUGUCACCUCCAUGAGUUCUGGCAGCACCUUGGACUCAAGGAGCUCUCAAUUUUUGCUUCUGGAUCGACAGUCGAGUGUCAAAGGCUUCAGCAUUGAGCGUUUGGAGUUUGCAGGAAACCUCAUCGUACCGCAGCCCGACGGACCAUCGCUUCCGAGGUACCACCGACGAGUGACGGAGGAUCGUACAGUGGUGCUGGUGGUGCCGCUGAACUCCCCGCUUGAGACACGAACGCUUAUAGACUCUUGGUUGUCGUGUUGCUUGCAAGGCUCACCAUCGCUGCUCUGCUUCUUUGUGGACGCAGAUGGUAUCUGCCGUGGAUGCAGAUUCGUGCUGGCAGCAGACAUACCGCACCUGGAGGAAAUCGCCAAGGCUUACAGAGACGAGCAGAGAUGUCUGGUCGACGAAGAUGCGGCCUCCAGUGCUUUCGAUCCGACAGUCCUGCGAGAAGCCAGCCGCUCUCUCUUGGAGGUUCUGGUCGAUCGAUGUGAUCGUGAUGGAGGCCAUUUCUUGUUGGUGCCAGGGCCAUUGGGGCCGAGACUCUUCGCGGGGUCCGGGUGGGCGACUCUGAGCGGAGCGAGUCGCCUCCUGAUGCAGCUUCACACUGCGUCGCUGCAUGUUGUCCCGUGUGGCAAGGCCCGAGCCAUCCGAUGA
Symbiodinium sp. CCMP2592 is the source of this 1224-nucleotide messenger RNA. NCBI's taxonomy places the organism in Eukaryota, Dinophyceae, Suessiales, Symbiodiniaceae. The record is from the annotation of a GenBank genome assembly.